Molecule: messenger RNA, 3630 nt
Organism: Orycteropus afer afer
Lineage: Eukaryota; Metazoa; Chordata; Mammalia; Tubulidentata; Orycteropodidae
Gene: PDCD6IP
Product: programmed cell death 6 interacting protein
Biological process (GO): mitotic cytokinesis
Cellular component (GO): endosome
Molecular function (GO): protein binding
Source: RefSeq, a predicted model, not a curated record
CUCAGGCUGAGUGCACGUCCAUCCCCUUGUCGGUCCGUCCGUCCGGUGCCCAGAGCACCUCUGCCUUCGUUGUGGUCCGGCCGUUCCUUUGACUCGAGCGGCGGCUGAGGCGCUCGCCAUGGCGACGUUCAUUUCAGUUCAGCUGAAGAAAACCUCGGAGGUGGACCUGGCCAAACCGCUGGUGAAGUUCAUCCAGCAGACGUACCCGAGCGGCGGCGAGGAGCAGGCCCAGUACUGCCGCGCGGCCGAAGAGCUCAGCAAGCUGCGCCGCGCCGCACUCGGCCGUCCGCUCGACAAGCACGAGGGCUCUCUCGAGACACUCUUGAGAUAUUAUGAUCAGAUUUGUUCCAUUGAGCCCAAAUUUCCAUUUUCUGAAAAUCAGAUUUGUUUGACAUUUACUUGGAAGGAUGCUUUUGAUAAAGGUUCACUUUUUGGAGGAUCUGUAAAAUUGGCUCUUGCAAGCUUAGGCUAUGAAAAGAGCUGUGUGUUGUUCAAUUGUGCGGCCUUAGCUAGCCAGAUUGCAGCGGAACAGAACCUGGAUAAUGAUGAAGGAUUGAAAGUCGCUGCUAAGCAUUACCAGUUUGCUAGUGGUGCCUUUUUGCAUAUUAAAGAGACGGUUUUAUCUGCCUUAAAUCGAGACCCUACCGUGGACAUAUCUCCAGAUACUGUUGGGACCCUCAGUCUUAUUAUGCUUGCGCAGGCCCAAGAAGUAUUUUUUUUAAAAGCUACAAGAGAUAAAAUGAAAGAUGCUAUAAUAGCUAAAUUGGCCAAUCAGGCUGCAGAUUAUUUUGGUGAUGCUUUCAAACAGUGUCAAUACAAAGAUACUCUCCCCAAGGAGGUGUUCCCUGUCUUGGCUGCAAAGCACUGUAUCAUGCAGGCCAAUGCUGAGUACCACCAGUCUCUCCUGGCAAAACAGCAGAAGAAAUUUGGAGAAGAAAUUGCAAGGUUACAGCAUGCAGCAGAAUUGAUUAAAACAGUGGCAUCUCGCUAUGAUGAAUAUAUCAAUGUGAAGGAUUUUUCUGACAAAAUCAGCCGUGCCCUUACUGCAGCAAAGAAGGAUAAUGACUUUAUUUAUCAUGAUCGAGUUCCAGACCUUAAAGAUCUAGACCCUAUUGGCAAAGCUACAUUUGUGAAAUCUACCCCCAUCAAUGUACCCAUCAGCCAGAAAUUCACUGAUCUCUUUGAAAAGAUGGUUCCUGUGUCAGUACAGCAGUCUUUGGCUGCUUAUAAUCAGAGGAAAGCUGACUUGGUUAACAGAUCAAUUGCUCAAAUGAGAGAAGCCACCACUUUGGCAAAUGGCGUGUUAGCUUCCCUUAAUCUUCCAGCAGCAAUUGAAGAUGUAUCUGGAGAUACUGUACCUCAGUCGAUACUGACUAAGUCUACAUCUGUGAUUGAACAGGGAGGUAUUCAAACUAUUGAUCAGUUGAUCAGGGAGCUUCCAGAACUACUACAAAGAAAUAGAGAAAUCCUGGAUGAGUCAUUAAGAUUGUUGGAUGAAGAAGAAGCAAGUGAUAAUGAUUUAAGAUCAAAAUUCAAGGAACGCUGGCAAAGGACACCAUCCAAUGAACUCUAUAAGCCUCUAAGAGCAGAGGGUGCCAACUUUAGAACUGUUUUGGAUAAAGCUGUGCAAGCUGAUGGACAAGUGAAAGAACGCUAUCAGUCUCACCGUGACACCAUUGCACUUCUGUGUAAGCCAGAGCCUGAGCUAAAUGCUGCCAUUCCUUCUGCUAACCCAGCAAAGACCAUGCAGGGCAGCGAGGUUGUAAAUGUCUUAAAAUCCUUGUUGACAAAUCUUGAUGAAGUGAAGAAGGAAAGAGAGAGUCUGGAGAAUGAUCUGAAAUCAGUGAAUUUUGACAUGACGAGCAAGUUUUUGACUGCUCUAGCUCAAGAUGGUGUGAUAAAUGAAGAAGCACUUUCCGUUACUGAACUGGAUCGACUCUAUGGAGGCCUUACAACUAAAGUCCAAGAAUCUCUAAAGAAACAGGAGGGACUUCUUAAAAAUAUACAGGUCUCACACCAGGAAUUUUCAAAAAUGAAACAAUCUAACAAUGAAGCUAAUUUAAGAGAAGAAGUAUUGAAGAAUUUAGCUACUGCAUAUGACAACUUUGUUGAACUUGUGGCUAAUUUGAAGGAAGGCACAAAGUUUUACAAUGAGUUGACUGAAAUCCUGGUCAGGUUCCAGAACAAAUGCAGUGAUAUAGUGUUUGCACGGAAGACAGAAAGAGAUGAACUCUUAAAGGACUUGCAACAAAGCAUUGCCAGAGAACCCAGUGCUCCUUCAAUUCCUACACCUGCAUAUCAGUCCUCUCCAGCAGGGGGACAUGCGCCAACUCCUCCAACUCCAGCGCCAAGAACCAUGCCGCCUGCUAAGCCCCAGCCCCCAGCUCGGCCUCCACCUCCUGUGCUUCCUGCAAAUCGAACUCCUUCUGCCACUGCUCCAGCUCCAGCUCCGGCUCCGGCUCCGGCGACUACUGGGAUCACUGCAUCAGCUCCAUCACAGACCCCUGGGUCAGCUCCCCCUCCCCAGGCCCAGGGUCCCCCCUAUCCAACCUAUCCAGGAUAUCCCGGGUAUUGCCAAAUGCCCAUGCCUAUGGGCUAUAAUCCUUAUGCGUACGGCCAGUAUAAUAUGCCGUAUCCUCCAGUAUAUCACCAGAGCCCUGGACAGGCUCCCUACCCGGGACCCCAGCAGCCUUCAUACCCCUUCCCUCAGCCCCCACAGCAGUCUUACUAUCCACAGCAGUAAUAUAUCUGCCCAGAAGCUCAGCUGGUUCAGUUCGAAGGGAAAGAAAUACCAAACCUGCAAUAAGUAUACUAAACUCUAUGCUCUGGUUAAUAUAAUAUACUCUACUGAACGUGGUGUAUAAUUUUUGUCGGCAGUGAAAAGCUGAAAGCUGUGCUCCAGUUUCACAUUUGAUCGCACAUGUGAGAUUUGCUGCUGUUGCAGUAUAAACACUAGGUAUAAUAGGUUUUGAAAUAAAUUACGUUACCAUUCAUAAAAGUUGAAAAUGAGAAAUUAAACCUGCAAGUGAAACAAUUGAAACUAUUCUUCUUUCUAUAUAAGAUAUGGUUGGGAUGUCGGAUACUUAUAUGAUAUUUUAAGUACUGAUAUUCAGGAAUACUAAGUUUUCUUUCUCUUUCAGUUUAUUGAUUUGGUUUGAUUUCCAUUUAUGCUAUUUUGAGUAAUCAAGGCAUUGUAAAUCUUAUAAUUUAAAAAUAAAUUACUUACGAACAGUUGUUAUCGUUAUGUUUUGUCAUUAUUCUCAUGACUGUCUAAUGUCUUUCCAGUAUUAGUCUCUCAUUUUUUAUGUACAUAAGUUAAACAGAUACUGUGCUGAAGUGCAUGAGUAGUGUAAGUUAAUAGUCAGGCUCAAGGCAAACCAAAAGAAUAGUACCAUAAUUUAUCUUUCUAUGCUGAUUAUGAAUGUUUGACAUUUCUUUUAAAAAGUCUUAAAAUGUGGACGAUACACACAAUUGCUACCAAAGAUUCUUCAAAUAAAUAUACAAAUAUGUAUAUUUAAUGUUUUAUUGUUAGCUUCUCCAAGAAAUUGAUACAAAUUCUGGUAAUACUUCCUUUAAUUUUCAUUUUUUUCUCAUAAUCACGGUUAAAAUAAAUACAUGUCAUUGACAAUA